Messenger RNA from Racocetra fulgida, 135 nucleotides. The record is from the annotation of a GenBank genome assembly. Lineage: Eukaryota; Fungi; Glomeromycota; Glomeromycetes; Diversisporales; Gigasporaceae.
AUUUUAUUUGUAAAAUCAUUUUUAAUAUAGGAAUAGCUAGUCAGUUUCAUGAUUUUGUUUUAGUUAAAUCUAUAGAUGAAAAAAAAAGAUGUUUUCAAUAUAAACAUAGUUCUAAUGCUAUAACUAAGCUAAAAG